UCUUUCCAUUUCACGGCCGCUAAUUUAGAUAUUGGUGAUUUCACUUUGGCAUCAUAACAUUAAAUUUUGAUUUAAAAUUCGAGGUAUGGUAUGUAAGUGCUAAUGCGAAGUCUGAUUUCUAUUUGUGAUCGACUGAAGAUUAAGAAAUCUGUGCAUUUAAUUUAUGUUAUGCGGAUUAUAUCAUAUUUAAUGUGUCCUUGUAAUUUUUUUUUAUUAGUGAUAUUUAUCAUCAGUGCCCGAAAUGAGAAAUUACUUGCACAUUACGAAAUAAAAGAGUACCGAGAUUACGAAAUAAAAGAGUACUCUAGAUUUUAGAAUAAUGUUUACAGUUUUCUAUUUGGAUAUACAUUUCUGGCAAAAAGCUGAUAUGCGAAAUGGAUAUUACUGGAUUAGUCGUCGCAGCAAGCGAAGGAAUUCAGUUGGAAAAUGGGAAAGGAUUAUUAUAUAAAAUUUACAACCAGACAGAAAAUAUUCAUAUUUUUUUACUAGCAUGUGGCUCUGUGCAUUAUUGGGCGAACAUUUUUGUGAAUCGUUAUUAUAAUUUUACUGGACUAAGAGCUGGAAUAUUUGAAUCGUUGUCUGGAUCAAGGAAAUUCCUUCUUAAAACAUCACCAAAUUCAAAUUAUUUAGAAAUUCAGCAGCAGCAAGUCAAAAAAUUGAAAAUGUCAAGUAAGCUUAAAAGGAUAAUUUCUGUUCCUGAUGUUAAAGCUCUGUAUAACUCUGAGAUGAACUUCAGGUCAAAACUCAUUUCAUAUCAGGGAACUAUUACUGAUGUGAAAGUGCCAGGUUUUGGAAUCUAUGAACUGGACAAUAAAAUAAAACUCUAUGCUACCUUAAAUGCAUUUCGCUCUUCUUUAAACUCUCUUAGUGUAGGAGCUCAAGUGCUUGUUUCAAAUAUUCAUCUACUUUCCAUAUCCAAGGAUGAAAAGAUACUUGUAUGCUGUGGACUUUCAUCCAUCAAGAAAAUGAAUUUUCAAGACCUUUCAGAGAAAAAAGAAGGCCUAAUUAGUGAUUUAAAAUAUCCACCCAGAUGUAAUCUGAGUAUUUAUGACAUAUUGUGGCUUGAAGAAUUGUUUUCAAGAUUAAAUUCAAAAUUCUCAGUAGAUAUUGUUGCAGGGGACAGCUCCUUCUUGUAUACUACAGAGUUCUUCUACAAUAUUUUGGAAUAUUUUUGUUCUCCAGUGGCAGACAUGUUAUCUAUAAGACUGAGUCUUGCAGAAGAAUUUUGUAGCCAUCCACAUAAAUGCUCUGCAUUUUCUGAAGAUACUUUGUCCACAGGAUAUGUUAUUCCAUACAUAUCUGAAAUUUUAGAUGAGGCUGCGUUAAGAAUCUCUUGGGAAGAACACAGCAAAAAUUGGAGAACAAGUUCUGUUUGUAAUAUAUCAGGAUCUCUUUUAAUAGGGAUGCUGUAUGUUGCAGAAGAUGGAAAUUUUCAUGUUGUUGAUAAAAGUUAUUGUAUGCAAAUUGUAUUCACAGGAAGUUGCGUCAGGUGUCGUGAAGCAAAAGACAUACUUUGUGGCUUUGGUGAAAAGAACAUUGCUUUUCUAACAGCAUUUCAAAAAUUUGAUGUAUUAUUUGAAGAAAUAUUUUGCAAAAAUGGACUUUUAAAAAAAUAUCAGUACUUAAAAACUCAAUCUUGUCGUCUGUAUCCUUUGGCUACUUUCUUCAAAUCUGGUAAUCACUUUUAUCCUAUAGAACCAUCUAUAAACUCCUUGUACACAAAUUAUCUCUUUAAAACAAAUUAUAACGUUAUCAAAGCAGUAGAUUCGAUUGAUUCAGUAAAUGAAAUAUCAGGCAAAAGGACCCUAAAAACUUAUGAAAGAUCAUUAUCAUAUGAUAAUGCUGAAAGUAAUUAUCAGCGCUUUUUAAUAUUAAGUGCGUUAUGGACUGUAAAUUACAACUAUGAUAUGUGUUGUGAAUUUUUUGCAUUAUUUAUGCCAUCUGGUAAUAGUUGCAGUUCUUUUGCAUAUGAAACUAAAAGUUCUGAAGAUAAUUUUCAGGAUUUUUAUGACGUAGAUGAUGACUUUGAGUUUGCUGAUUUGGUAAACAAAAUGGAUAGUUUGCUUAUAACAAAUAAACGAAAAUUAUCAAAACUGUCUUUUGAAACUUCAAAAAAUAGCUUAUACUUGAUGCCUGGACAUAUAUAUCAAAUGAAUUUUAUGCGUAAUUGUAGUAGAGGUAAUGAUGUGCAUGCACCGAAUGUUUACAAGAGCAACAUGCAUGAUGUAAUUUCUAUUAAAAUUAGUUCAUCUGAACAAAUUAUCCAUGAUACAGAAUGUCUGGGGUAUCAUAUAGAUGAGGAAAUUGAGUAUUAUUCCAUUAAUGAUGUAUUUUCUAAAAGGAAUUUAACUAAUUACUGUAUUGUAAAAGCCAUUAUCAUUGACAAAUUUUUUGAAGAAAAGUAUACAAAGUUACAUCAUGGUCACUCUCAGUUAACUUUGAAAACUACUCUGUGCUUGAAAUUAGCUGAUUCAUUUUAUGAAAAUCCUAUACAUGCAUAUGUUCCAUAUCAUCACAACAUAUUAGGAUUGUUACCCGGUGUAAAAGUAAAACUGUAUGGAUUCCUCUGCUGUUGUUCUAAAAAGGGCUUUCUAUAUCUUAGAGCAUCUACUAUGUUUGGUAUUCAAGUUGAAAAUUCAGGGACAUUGACUGAAAUUACAACAAGUUUUGAUUCAAGCAACUGGAACCAGAUGAAGAGUAUUUCUAAUGGAGAAAUUAUUAUUAUGGAUUUACUAGGCAAAGUGGUUUUAGAUGGUGCCUUUAGAUGCUUAUGUUUUAUUUUGAAGAUUAUUUCAGCAGAAAUUAUAUUAUCGUGUGCAAAGUGCUCAAGAAACUCCAGGGAAAACUGUACAUGCUGGGCUCCUUAUGUAUUGAAGACUAGAGUUAGUAUGCUUAUUGAUGAUGGAUCAAAAGAAAUGCAUGCCCACUGUAGUGAUAAAACUGCUAAAAAAAUAUUGAUGUUAGAAGGAGACAAAUGGGAUAUUUUUGUUUCAUUUGUAGAACAAGAACAGAACAUAAUAAAAUAUCAUAAUAAAAUGCCUGAAGAACAAAUACUGUUGCUACCAUUUAUUAAUCAAGUAUUUUGUGCUUAUUGCUCAAGCAAGUUGCUCUGUAGACAAAUUUUUCUAAAUUGUGAAACUUUUCCAAUGAAUGAUCGACGAAAAGAAAAUUUCAAUUCUGUGUGGUGUAAUGAUGUUGUUGAUUUCACAACUAAAGAUUUAAUGACGGAACUUUAUAUGAGAGUGAAGGAUAUAAAAACUGGAGUAACCUGAUGAACAUUUUAAGUUGAAAUUUUACCAUCCUCUCAUGUAUCAAAAUGUGUAAAUAUAGUGUUGACAUUCUGAUAUUGUUAAAAAAAAGUAUUUUUGCACAUAGUUUUAUCUAAAAUAAAUAUAUUUUUGUAUAUUUCUUUGGUAUUGUAAAAUAUCAUAUUUUAUCUAGUGAUGUACAUAUUCUAAUGUAUAUACAUCUAUGUUUAAAAUAUUCAUGAAAAGGCAUGUUCACAUAGUGAAAUUUGUAAAAUUUGAAAUUCCAGCUGUCAGAAAACAUUAUUGUACUCAGGUAAGAAUAAUAUAUUAAACAACAUUAUGUGGA
Messenger RNA from Stegodyphus dumicola, 3594 nucleotides. RefSeq lists its product as uncharacterized. Gene Ontology annotation, cellular component: CST complex. NCBI's taxonomy places the organism in Eukaryota, Metazoa, Arthropoda, Arachnida, Araneae, Eresidae. Gene Ontology annotation, molecular function: telomeric repeat DNA binding; single-stranded DNA binding. The record is from RefSeq and is a predicted model, not a curated record. Gene Ontology annotation, biological process: telomere maintenance via telomere lengthening; positive regulation of DNA replication.